Molecule: messenger RNA, 2265 nt
Organism: Cynocephalus volans (Philippine flying lemur)
Lineage: Eukaryota; Metazoa; Chordata; Mammalia; Dermoptera; Cynocephalidae
Product: solute carrier organic anion transporter family member 6A1-like
Biological process (GO): transmembrane transport; sodium-independent organic anion transport
Cellular component (GO): plasma membrane
Molecular function (GO): protein binding
Source: RefSeq, a predicted model, not a curated record
AUGGAAGCAAAGAAGGAAAACAGCCUUGGACGUUCUCCCAGGGCAACUGUCAACCCCACUUGGGGGACGUUGGCCUCCCGCCGAGGAGGAACGUUCCCUGUGGAAGCUUGGGCUGCAGGCGCCCUUUUGGUUCCCCCGUCCUCGGACGCUCUCGCCGGGCGAGCUUUGAGGUUGGCUCAGGAAGGGUCGGCCGCCCGCGGCCCGGGAAAGCGCCAGCCCGGCCUGCCGAGGGCACUGAGGCCGGGGAGGCCGGGGGAAGACCCCCGUUAUCUGACAACGUUGCCAGCGGCCCUGAUAAGGUUCAGCAGAUUCCAAAAGAAGAAAAGGGCCAAGUCCCCCAUUUUCAAGAAACCACCGGAACCACAACUGAAGGACAGUUUGGAGCGGCCUCGUGGCUUGGGCUGCAUAGUCAUCCCCUGCUGCCAGCGUUUUAACAACGUUCGUUGCUUCUUGUUUGUCUACUGCACCCUAACCAUAUGUCAAGGUAUGGUAUUUGGUCUUGUAGAUGUGAGCAUUGCCAAUUUUCAGAAGGAUUAUUAUCUGAAAAUCAUUGAGGAAUCAGUAUUGCAAUUUAGUUAUGAUAUUUCAUCUGGCCUGAUAACAAUAUUUGUAGCAUACUAUGGAGGGAGAGAAAAAAAUACAACAUGGAUGGCAGUUUCCUCCUUUUUAAUUGGAGUUGGGUUACUUUUCUUUGCCUUUCCAUUCUUUAAUAAUAGAAAUUAUGAAUUUGAGGUAGAAAUAGAAGAUAUUUGCCAAGAAUCAAUGGUUAUCAAAACUUGCCAGAAAAGCACAUUAUCUUUCCAAUCAAAAUAUGUAUCUUUCUUCACCGUUGGGCAGACUGUGCAGGGAAUAGCAGGAAUGCCUAUUUAUAUCCUUGGAUUAACCUAUAUUGAUGACAGUGUUGCCACACACUCAUCUGGUACCUAUUUAGGCCUUGCAGAAGCUUCAGGAGUGGUUGGAUAUUCUCUGGAUUAUGUGAUAGAGGCACAAUUUCUGAAAGCCUCUGAGAAUAGCACUUCUGAGAAAAACACUAAAGAUGAUGGUUAUCCACAAUGGCUGUCAACUUGGUGAAUUUGUUUUCUUAUUACCACAUUUAUUGCAUGGUCUACAUCAAUGCCACUGUCAUGCUUUCCACACAAUAUACCAGGUAACUCAAGGAUGAAAGCUGGGAAAUGUAAACAACCUCAUUUGUUUGACAGCAUGCUUAAAGAUCAGAAAUUCAGAAGUGGUAAAAAAGAUUUAUUUGCUGCUAUUAAGGUUCUGAUUAAGAAUCAAGUAUUUGUUUGCCUAGCGAUGUCCAAAGCUAUGGAAUAUUUAGUUAUUAUUGGAGCUUCUAAAGUUUUGCCUAAAUAUUUAGAAAAUCAAUUUAUAUUAACACCCAAUAUGGCAACUACACUUGCAGGACUUGUUUUAAGAGAAGCAGUUGGCCAGAUUCUGGGAGGUGUCAUCAUUUCCCAGUUAGAAUUGUCCUGUAAAGCCCUUACAAAAUUUAUAAUAGUUACAUCGACUAUAUCACUUAUACUGCUUUGGUUUGUAAUUUUUGUAUGCUGUGAUCCAGUGACAUUUGCUGGGAUCAGUGAAAAAUAUGAUGGAGCAGGGCAGUUGGGAAACCUCACAGCUCCUUACAAUGAGAAAUGUAAAUGCUCGUCUUCAUUAUAUUCUUCUAUAUGUGGAAGAGAUCAUAUUGAAUAUUUUUCUCCCUGCUUUGCAGGCUGCAAACAUUCUAAAACAUUGCAUGGACAAAAGGUGCACUACAAUUGUUCUUGCAUUAAAGAGGGAUUAAUAAUUACAGAUGAGCAAGGUGAUUCUAUUGAUGCCAAAUCUGGGAAAUGUGAUACAAAGUGCUAUAAAUUACCUUUGUUCAUUGCUUUUAUCUUUUCUACACUUGUAUUUUCUGGUUUUUCUGCUGUACCAAUCACACUGGCCAUCUUCCGAAAAAGGCAAAGGACUGGAAUGACUAAAAUCCAGAGAGAGCAGAAUCUUCUGGAUGUGAGCUGGGCAUCUAAAGCUGUCCAUGAGGUAUUCGCCAAUUCUCAACGCCAGCUAGAUGCUGCCAGUCUGAACCAAGCUCAAGUAGAGAAUUUUGUGACCAAGCUGAAUGAAGUUCAUUUGCUCAUGUGCAAAGGAAAGCCAAACACCGAAACACCUGUCUUUGCAGCUGAAGAAAGGUUUAUUCACAAGGCAGCCAAGCAAGAAAACAGGAGAAAUAUGUCUCAGAUCCACCUUGUCUACCUCAGGAAAGAAGGGAUCUUUAUGGGGAAGUAG